AAUGACACCUUUUUAGGUUUACAAUUAUCACCUCUUAAUUCUUCAAGCUUCCAACAAACUUUCCCACCAAAUAAUUAAGAUGAUUCAGCCUGCAGCACUGAACAAUCAUAGAGACUGACUUGAAAAAUUGCCCAUAUAAACCCAAUCAUCAAUUUCUUCUUCAUUUGGAGACUAAGUCCUUGACAUAGCUAGCAUUGUUUUUGCCAUCUGUAUUGGCAGGCAUUUUCCUAGUUACCCCUCUUUUUCAUUGCACUUCCAUUGUAUAAUUUCUCAGAGAGAAAUUCCUCUGUAGUGCCAUUGGCGGUUCUUGAGCAUAAUUGUGGACAUUGAUAUAUUUUUUUUAAUAUUUUUUUCCUACCUUCAUCUAUAGAAUGGAAGAGAAAUUAUCAUCAAAGAGCAUGGUAAGAUCAAUUUCAGACCAAAUAGAAGAGUUAAUGCAGUCCAGGGAAGUGUCAAGUCAUGGCGAAAGGGCUGCCAAUUCCAUCGGAAGACUUUCUUUGGAGCAUUUGGAUGAUGAUGAUGGAUCCAGGAAAGAGGGGUUAAUGGAGAGAAAAUUAAGUCUAGGCACAGUGGGUGCUGAGAAUAAGAGCCAGAGUCAGACCCCUCGUGCUAAAAAGCCUCCUCUGAGCAGGAAAAUUCAAAAGCAACCAUCACCAAGAGUUAGCGGACACAUACCCAAAUGGAAAAGUGGACAGUUCCGGAUUGACGAUGAACUAACUAAUAUGAAUGCAUUCUUUGAAGAAGUGGCUCUUAGCAGAGCUUCCAGUGCGAGUACCAGUAAUGGUUUAUCCUUCUCAAUUGCUGGCCCAGUUAUGGCUCCCAUUUCUACCUCCACUCCCACUGCCACUGGAGAUAUAGGGCUUAUCAAUGACUUGCAGGAAGCAAGGUUGCAUGCAAAAAUUGCUCUAAACAAAAAUGAUAGUGGAAUUAAGGGCGUGGACAUUGAAAAAGGGAUUACUGAACAAGCAAGAUCUUCCCCUCUGCCCCUUUUUUUGAAGUUCGUUGAUGUUAGAUACAAGGUAGUUUUGAAAGGCACGCCUACUAGUUUCCUGAGAAGGUCUUGGACUGAUCCAAUAUUUUUUGAGAAAGAUAUUCUUCAUGGCGUAACUGGUUGCGUUGUCCCGGGGGAAGUGCUGGCUAUGAUGGGUCCUUCAGGAAGUGGAAAGACUACUCUUAUUAAUCUGUUGGCUGGCAGAAUGCAGCAUUUCUCUGGUACCAUUACCUACAACGGCCAGCCUUACACAAAGGCCUUGAAGCAUAGGAUUGGAUUUGUCAUGCAGGAUGAUGUAUUGUUCCCUCAUCUCACAGUGCGAGAGACACUUACUUAUACAGCUCUUUUGAGGCUUCCUAGUACACUGACAAAGCAUCAGAAAGAGCAACGUGCUCAAGAGGUUGUUAGUGAAUUAGGCCUUGAAAGAUGCCAGGACACAAUCAUUGGAGGCAACUUUGUUAGGGGCAUUUCUGGAGGUGAAAGAAAGAGGGUCUGUAUUGGCUGCGAAAUUCUGAUCAAUCCUUCUUUACUAUUCCUAGAUGAACCUACUUCCGGUCUGGAUUCCACCACAGCACUUCGAAUUGUUCAGAUGUUGCAUGAUAUAGCUGAGGCUGGUCGGACAGUUGUGACCACAAUUCAUCAGCCAUCAAGUAGGCUGUUUUAUAAAUUUGAUAAGCUGAUCCUUCUUGGAGAAGGGCAUUCUGUCUACUUUGGUAAAGCAUCCAGCGCAAUGGACUACUUUUCAUCCAUUGGUUUCUCACCCCUUAUAGCCAUGAAUCCUGCUGAUUUCCUGCUCGAUCUCGCAAAUGGGAACACUUCGGAUGUCUCCAUCCCAACAGAAUUGAUGCAAAAGAUACAUAAAGAAUCUGAGAAUAUAGAGGAUUUGGAUGGAGAAAUUUCAAUAAGGCCAUCCGCUCAAGAUGUACAUGAGUACCUGGUAGAAGCAUACGAGAACCAUGUUGCUCCUGAAGAAAAAAUUAAACUGAUCCAAAGUAAUGAAAUAAGUGAAGACUUGAAAUCAGCACUAUCUGCAAGACGCGAAUGGGGUGCAACAUGGUGGGACCAGUUUUCUAUUUUAUUUGUCCGUGGGCUGAAGGAAAGGCGCCACGAAUACUUGAGUUGUCUGAGAAUUGCACAAGUUCUAUCGACUGCUUUUAUUCUUGGGUCGCUUUGGUGGCAGUCAAAGAUAGAUACUCCUAAAGGGCUUCAAGAUCAGACAGGGUUGGUGUUUUUUAUUGCUGUUUUUUGGGGAUUCUUUCCAGUCUUUACAGCGAUUUUUACAUUCCCUCAAGAGAGGGCAAUGAUAUCUAAGGAGCGUGCUGUGGACAUGUACAGAUUGAGUGCUUACUUUAUGGCCCGUAACUUAAGUGAUUUGCCUCUGGAUCUUUUUCUUCCAAUUAUAUUUAUACUGAUCGUUUACUUCAUGGCACACCUUCGCAUGACUGCUACAGCCUUUCUGUUGACCACGCUCACUAUUUUUCUUAGCAUCGUUGCCUCUCAGGGUCUUGGGCUGGCCAUUGGUGCUGCCUUUAUGAAUCUCAAGAAGGCAACAACUGUCGCUUCUAUAACCAUGCUGACAUUUAUGCUUGCCGGAGGCUUCUUCGUGCAGAAAGUCAAUGUAUUUAUCAAGUGGAUCAGGUAUCUCUCUUUCAACUACUACACAUAUAGGAUCCUCCUCAAAAUUCAGUAUGAUGCUCAGCAACUGUAUGAUUGUUCAAGUGGAUGUAAAAGUAUAGCAUGCGGAUGUAGAAGUAUAGCAUCAUCCCCAUCUCUCCGGGAUAUUCCUUUAAAUGGUGGCAUCAAAGAAGCGACCAUUAUGUUACUCAUGGUUAUUGCUUACCGUCUUCUAGCCUACUUUUCUUUGCAAAGAAUGAAAGUAAGUGUUUAAAAAAUAUCUACAAAUUAAAACAUGUAACAGGUGAGCAUGAGCCUGAAGCUUCAACUGUCAGGUCUAACUAUCUAGUAUUGUGUUGCCAUUAAAGAGGUGACUUCUAGGGAUUAUACCAUUGACCAUUGAAAUGAGGAGGUAGUUCUGCUAAUGAUGUCAUUGACUAUAAAUUGUAUUACAGUAGGAGGGUUUUAUCCUGUCUUCUGUUUAAGACAUAAGUCUUCCAUAUUUUGUUUGGCGAGGAUGCCUUACUUUUGUUUAUAUUGAGCUUUCCAAAGCUUUGAUGUUUGCCAGUAUUGUCAAUUUCA
Molecule: messenger RNA, 3187 nt
Organism: Cryptomeria japonica (Japanese cedar)
Lineage: Eukaryota; Viridiplantae; Streptophyta; Pinopsida; Cupressales; Cupressaceae
Product: ABC transporter G family member 22
Exons: 10
Coding region: 372-2879 (835 amino acids)
Cellular component (GO): membrane
Molecular function (GO): ATP binding; ABC-type transporter activity; ATP hydrolysis activity
Source: RefSeq, a predicted model, not a curated record